UCUUCCUCUCCAGUAAGUUAUGUCAGUGUAGCACGGGUUGUUAUUGUACAUAAAAGUCUAAGUAACUGUUUGGAACACCACAACUCUAGACAGUCUACGCCUUAUUAGAACGAUGUGUGUACUGUUCUGUUGAUAACGAUGGCAGAAAAUAAAACUCCGAGUGAAGAACCCAAAGAGAAUGCGGCAGCCACAGAAAGCACAAACACUCCCGAAGCAACCGACAUUGAACGAGAAUUGGCACAGUCGGCACAGGCAGAAUUCAGCAAGGGGAACUACAGCACUGCAUUAUCACUUCUCAGUCAGCUAGAAGGAACGAGACCAAAGGAUGCAAAGGUUUUAAUGAACAAGGCAGUAGUAGAAUAUUACAAAAGUGACCUCAAGAAAACAGACACAUUCCGUAAGCAGUUGUUUGACAUCUGCGCAAAGUGUGGAAUCAAGAUUGAUGAGGUGGAUUCUACUGAUGAAGUCGACAGGAGCGUCAUUCACCUGAACCAUUGCAUGGUGCUUUACCACCUCCAUCAGUUUCGUACUUCCAUCGAACUGCUAGAAAAAAUGUAUAUGGGUCUGGAGUCACUAGAGGAGAGCGUGGGCAUUGGAGUCUGCUUAUUGUUAACUGAAUGCCAUUUAGGAGCACAUCAACCAGCAAGAGCCUUAGCUGUUAUUUCACACACAGAAACCACUUUUUUGCCUCAUCCUUUACCACACACACCUUCACCAAAACAGCGUCCCCCACAGGAAAAAGAAAAUAAAUCUCCAGAAAAAGGAAUUAUGUUUAGUGGUACAGGCAGUGGUAGCAGCAGCAGUAGCAGUAGCAGCAGCAGUAGCAGCAGUAGUACGAGCACAGCCACAGAUGAGAUAAAGUGUAGUGCAACACAGGAACAGUUACGUGGGAAGCUACAGCAGCUGAGAGUACGAGCACUUUUGAUGAUGCGAGCCUUAAGAGUAGCAAAGAAAGAACUCAAAACUAUAGUAACACACGCAGUCAGUGCAGGCAAUACCUUGAAUGUAACUUUAGUCAGCCUAAAGAGCCAGUUGGAAUACCUUAGAGGUAACUACCAUAAAGCAAUAAAAGUCCUCAACCAGUGUGCUGCAAUACCACCACCAACUAUCACAUAUGGGCCAAGCUUAGGUGUCAUGUAUUACAAUAAUCUUGGGGUAAUUCACCUUGGUCUUGGAAAACCAACUGUGGCCUGUCUUUACCUACAAAAAGCCCUUCAGGAAUCACAACUAACAGAAGCAACAGCUUCAACUUCCCAAUCAGGUGAUUGGUUAUCUAGUCGUCCACUGUACCAGCUGAGUAGCAAUGUUCGCAUUGAGUUGUAUUAUAAUCUUGGUGUAACACUUUUACACAUGAAUAAACCAGAAAAAGCAUUUGAUUUCCUAUUAGAAGUAUUGCAAGUGCAUUCUACCAAUCCAAGAUUAUGGCUGAGACUGGCAGAAUGCUGUGUAGCAGUACACAAGGCUGGUAUCAAAGAUGAUGCUGGUUUAAAGAAGUCUAUCAUUCAGGGGACAGUUGGUGCUGGUAUCCAUAGGAAAAUCUGUUUUUCAACAUGUGUUAAUGACCACAACAAGAAAAUGGAUCCAAUGUCUGCAACUGAUGCAGCAUUUCCAGAGCCAACUCUUGAAUUUGGCCGAUUGUGUCUUCGUAAUGCCCUAGCUCUUCUACCUGAAAAUGUUUCCACAACCUCAUUAACUGAUGAACAAGAAGCCUCGGGUGUGAUGCCUGAGCUGUAUUCUGCUGGACCAUCCUCUCCCAUGCGUGGAACUGAAGUAGUAAGCCUUCGUGUUUCUGCUCUAGCCUGUAGUGCCUAUGUGGCUCUGUGUCUCUCUGAUUACUCCGCAGCUCUCAGACAUGCAGAGACACUGUUAGCAGCUCAUCCAAAGAUUCCUGGAGUUUACAAGUUAUUAGGUCACCUCUAUGCAGGAGAAGCCCUUAUAUCUCUUGGUCGUGUGCCUGAAGCUGUAACCCAUUUAGAUCCAAGACUGGUUGGAGAUAUGACUCUGUCUCCGCCCUCUCAAGAAGCAGGCCAAAGUUUUCCACUUACUCAGCCUAGCCAAGGAUGGGCUACUGGGAACACAGCAGCAGCAAUGCAAGUAAUGAGAUAUAACCUAAGUGUAGCUUAUACACUACGUGGAGAACUAGAGAAGGCUAACAAUUUGCUCAAGGAGGUCUGUCACAGCUUAAUUGUUAUCUGUUGAUUUCUACACAAAUAA
Molecule: messenger RNA, 2214 nt
Organism: Penaeus monodon (black tiger shrimp)
Lineage: Eukaryota; Metazoa; Arthropoda; Malacostraca; Decapoda; Penaeidae
Gene: Not10
Product: CCR4-NOT transcription complex subunit 10-A-like
Exons: 14
Coding region: 139-2199 (686 amino acids)
Biological process (GO): mRNA catabolic process; negative regulation of translation
Cellular component (GO): CCR4-NOT complex
Molecular function (GO): protein binding
Source: RefSeq, a predicted model, not a curated record